Choloepus didactylus (southern two-toed sloth) is the source of this 6161-nucleotide messenger RNA. RefSeq names its product erythrocyte membrane protein band 4.1 like 4B (gene EPB41L4B). Gene Ontology annotation, cellular component: cytoskeleton. Lineage: Eukaryota; Metazoa; Chordata; Mammalia; Pilosa; Megalonychidae. The coding region runs from base 2 to 2740 and encodes 912 amino acids. The transcript has 26 exons. The record is from RefSeq and is a predicted model, not a curated record. Gene Ontology annotation, molecular function: cytoskeletal protein binding.
GAUGCUGCGGUUCCUGCGCCGGACCUUUGGCCGCCGCUCUAUGCAGCGCUACGCGCGGGGCGCAGCGGGGCGCGGGGCCGCCAGGCUGGGGGACGAGCGCGACGGGGGGUUCCGGGGGGGCCCAGCCGCCGCCGCCACCACCUCCUCGGCGCUGCCCGCCGCGCCUGGAGGCAGCGUGUUCCCGGCCGGCGGCGGGCCCCUGCUCACCAGCGGCGCGUCCGUGCACAUCUCCGCCGCCGGCGCCGCCAGGGCCAUCCUCUACUGCCGUGUCUUCCUACUCGACGGGACCGAAGUGAGCGUGGACCUGCCGAAACAUGCCAAAGGCCAGGACUUGUUUGAUCAGAUUGUGUACCACUUGGACCUCGUGGAAACAGAUUACUUCGGCCUCCAGUUCCUUGACUCUGCCCAGGUUGCGCACUGGCUGGAUCAUUCCAAACCCAUAAAAAAGCAGAUGAAAAUUGGACCUGCUUAUGCCUUGCACUUUCGAGUUAAAUACUAUUCUUCAGAACCGAACAAUCUUCGUGAAGAGUUUACAAGGUACCUGUUUGUUUUACAACUCAGGCAUGACAUUCUUUCAGGAAAAUUGAAAUGCCCAUAUGAAACUGCUGUGGAAUUAGCUGCCCUCUGUCUACAAGCGGAGCUUGGGGAGUGCGAGCUUCCGGAACACACACCCGAGCUUGUGUCUGAGUUUCGGUUCAUUCCAAAUCAGACAGAAGCAAUGGAAUUUGAUAUCUUCCAGAGGUGGAAAGAGUUCAGGGGAAAGAGCCCUGCCCAGGCGGAACUCUCCUAUCUGAAUAAGGCGAAGUGGCUGGAAAUGUAUGGGGUGGACAUGCACAUUGUCAGGGGAAGAGAUGGCUGUGAAUAUUCUCUUGGACUGACCCCGACAGGCAUAUUAAUCUUUGAAGGAGCUAACAAAAUAGGCUUAUUCUUUUGGCCUAAAAUCACCAAGAUGGAUUUUAAAAAGAGCAAAUUGACGCUCAUGGUGGUCGAGGAUGAUGACCAGGGACGCGAGCAAGAGCACACGUUUGUCUUCCGGUUAGACAGUGCCAGGACCUGCAAGCACCUCUGGAAGUGCGCGGUUGAGCAUCACGCGUUCUUUAGACUGCGGGCGCCAGGGAACAGCAAGUCUAACAGAUCAGACUUCAUCAGGCUGGGAUCUCGCUUCCGAUUCAGUGGGCGGACAGAAUAUCAAGCCACACACGAUGCCAGGUUACGGAGAACCAGCACCUUUGAAAGGAAGCCUAGCAAACGCUAUCCGUCCCGAAGACAUUCGACCUUCAAAGCAAGCAACCCGGUGAUAGCAGCUCAGCUCUGCUCUAAAACAAAUCCUGAAGUCCAUAAUUACCAGCCUCAGUAUCAUCCUAACAUCCAUCCCAGCCAGCCUCGGUGGCACCCUCACUCUCCAAACGUAGGCUACCCGCUACCUUCCCCAGUGCUCAGCAGCUCAGACCGGCUGCCUUUUGGCAUCGAGGAGAACGGGGGCACGCCAUUCACCGCCAAAGCUUCCGGAAGGCACCAUCAGCACCAGCACCAGCACCACCACCAGCACCAGCACCAGCACCACCCAAACUAUGGUCUCUCUCUGGCCCUGGAGAACAAAGAGGGGCCUGCGAGAUCCCCAAACUCCAGCUGCAAGUCCCUUGCGAAACUGAGUCCAGGGGCGCCUGCCCUCUUCAGUGAAGCCGCUGCUCAGCUAAAGAAGCUGGAGCUGGAGACUGCGAAGGCUGCUGCCCCUUGGCCUGCUCUGCACAUCAACAUCAACAAGGCUGAAGAAAAGAAAGUUUCUGAGAAGACACUUCAGACCCCAGUUUUGCCUUCCCCUGUGGCUGAUCACGUGAAAUGUAACAUUCUGAAAGCCCAGUUGGAGGAUGCGUCCAGGGGGAACCCCCAGGUUGGAAAAGAGGAAUCAACCUUUGUAAAUAUCAAUAAGAAAUCCAGUCUUCAGGAUGCGAAUGUAAGAAGUCCCAUUCCUAUACGUGUGGAAACUACCCAACCAGCUAUGGAAAAGCCGGAAAUCAAGCCUCCCCGAGUGAGGAAGUUAACAAGACAAUACAGUUUUAACCGCAGUGAUGAAGAUGACCUCCCUCCAGACCUGGCGGAGGCAGUGGAAGCCCCCGCGACCACUGCUGCUCACACAACCACGACCACAGCCGCUGCCAGCCAAGCCUCUGCCACCCUGGUGUCUCCCAAGAUCCAGAAAGUCAGCUUGCCUCAGCAGCUAGACGGCUCGGGCCAGCCGUCCCCAGGGGCCAAGAGCCCCUCUGAACGCGGAGGCGCCUUUAACCUGGAGCCGGGCGAUCUGCUGAUGGAUUUCACAGAAGCCACUCCUCUGGCAGAGCCCGCCAGCGCCCCCCACUGUGCCCACUCUCGCUGUCCUCCACUCUCUCUCCCCAUGAAGGAAGAGACUCCUGGAGUUUGCAUGCACCCUCCAAUCAAAACGAGGCUGAUAAAAACAUUCCCAGCUGAUCCAGUGAACCCAUUUCUUGACCCUUUCACUGCAGGGCCACCAUUUACCGCAGACUUCAGGGACAGUAAAUUACAGUACUGCCCAGGACUAUCUUCCCCGCUGAUCCCGGCAGCGACCCUGAGGCCUUCGGCAGAGACCGGCUCCACAGUGCAGGCCGUCUACACCCGGAAGCCAGUUUCUCUGGCCGCCAGCGCAGAGACGCUCCGGCAAGAACUCCGGCAGGAACUGGAGAGAGAGAAAAUGAUGAAAAGACUAUUGAUGACCGAACUGUGAAAUUCUCCCGUUGUCGCCUGGAGGAUGGCAUGGUGCCUUCUGUCCAUUUUCAUUAUUUGGGCGUUGUGUGCUCACACUAGCACAGCAUUCAGAUGUGUGCUGGGUUCUCCCAGGUCUCCAGGGUUGGUCAAAGCCCACUUCUGGCCUGGGUUUUAUUGGAAAAGUUACAUUGUUUCUUCUGAGCACUAGGGUUUUCUACUACUCAAUGUAGUUGAGACAGGAGUUGGUAAGACCAGAAGAAAGAUGGGAAAACGGGGAUUCUUUUUCAGAAGUACCGGUGUAGAUAUGUUAAUAAUCACAGGGUUAACAUAAUACUGAAUCCUUUGCUAACGAUCUCAACCAUGUGAUUUUGUAUGAUUGAAACUUGCACCAAGCUUUGACUGUUUGUUAAGAGUCAUUUUUAAUGAUGGAUAACUAAUUCUUUUACUGCUGGUUUUUCAUUUACACUAACUACACAGAUCCUUAUAAAGGCCUGAACAUUCAUUUUUAUUAAGACAUGAGUAGAUGAACUAAAAGAAAGGUGCAUGUCACCAUGACAGAAAGUGCUUCAGCUUAAUCUGAAAUAUAAUCGAACUUGUGAAUUUGGUGGAUAUGACUUUAUUUGGGAUAAGUAGAAUUUAUUGUUGAACCCAAAGUAGGAGAUUAUACUUUCAAUUACCUACAAAUCUCUAGAUGGUUAAGAUAAUUCAAUAUCAGAAAGAUUCGUUUGGGUGUUCCUUAAAGGAAAAUUAUUUCUAAAGUUGAUCAAUUUAUGUCCUGUUGAUAGAAACUUGAACAGAAGAAACUUUGCUGUGUUUUUUUAUAUAGUUUCAAGAAAUGUGUUUUUAAAUUUUUAUUAUGCACUUGAACAACUUUGCAGGAAAAAAGGAACCCCCUAACUACAAACUAUCCCUUGAAAUUGUUCCCCAAGCUUUCUCAAUGUAUAUGCACAAGUUUUUACACAGCGACAACCAAUGUUUGUUGUACUUCGCCACUUAACAUAUCUCUCUUCUUAUUGACACAUCCUGCUCUCACCAAUUUAAAUGUCUUUAUAUCGAUGUAAUAUGGUUAACCUCACUUCUCCCCAUUGUUAGGUAUUUGGGUUAUACCCAGUUUUUCACUCUUAUAGUGCUGCUAUGAAUGUCUUUGUAAAAAAAAAAAAAAAAUGCUCCUUCUUUUGGACUAUUCGCUUGGGAAUAUCUCCAAAGAGGGAUUACAAGGUUAAAGAGCAUGAAUUAUUUUACAGCUCUUGUUUCAUAUUGCCAGAUUGCUUUCCAGAAAGAUCCAAUUUCUGGGUUGGAAGGGCCUUUAAGGUCCUCUCUAGUGCAACCCUUCACUCUCUCUCAAUGCUUGAAUCCCCUCUACAAUUUAUGAUGCCACCAGCAAUGUAUAAGCAUUUAUAUUUACCAAUAGCUCUGUCAGCUCAGCAUUGGGUUUUUUGCCAUUUUAAGUUAUUUGCGCUAAUUUGAUAAAUGUGUAUAGUUGUUCUUGAAAGGUUGUUUUAUCUCAUUAAUUGCUAGCAAGGCUGAGCACUUUUCAUGUGAUGAUUUACUGGCUGUAUUUUCUUGUGUGUAAAAUGUCCAUCCAUUUCUUAUGACCACUUGUUCAGUGGAAUUGAUCUUGUACAUUUGUAUCAGAACUGUAUUUUUAUGUUGUAUUGUAUAGUUUGCUCUCCUGUCCUUAUCCUUAAAACUGAAUGGUGCCAAUAAUUUGAUACUAAUGAUUAUAAAAAAAAAGCAAUGCCUCAUUUACUAGCAUUCUUGUAAAAUGAGGUAUGUACGCAAAUAUUCAGAUAACUGAGGAUUAACCCUGUAAGUGCUGAAACUUUAAAAUUUUAAUAUUUUUCUGAGGGGACACUUUCUAAAAUGUAUUAUGCACUUCCCUGCCUUAGUAAACAGAGUAUACUGGAGAGUAUUUAACCUUUUCCUGAUGAGUCAUGGUCAUCAUUAUAAACAUCAGCCCCUCUUGUACCUUGGUGUGGUGCAGUGAUAUCAUCUGGAGCAUCUUACUGUGUAGACUUGGCUUUGCCUUUCAGAUGCUUGUGUUAUUCUCACUGAUGGUUUUUUUACUGCUCUCUGGCCCAACGGUGAUGCCAACCGGAGCAUUUGUAGUGUUUGGGGCCUUUUUUUCCCCCCACACUAUAAGACCCUCCUCCCCCAGCUGUACUUUUAAGACAGCUUCAGCUGUUCUUUAUCUCGUACACACAAUACAAAAAAAAAAAAAAAAAAUGUGUUCCUGUACAACCUGGGGAGAUAUCUGUGUCUGGGGUUGUCACCUCUUGCCAAUGCAGCACCCUCCUCGUCCUCUAACCUGCUCCCUGAGGCUUCUACUUGUCACCUCCUGCUCUCUGAUGCAAACUGAAGAUUUCUCAGGGAAGACAGGGAACUGAGCAUUACAUACACAUUUGCUUUGCUUCUGAGGAGGGAUGCAUGGGCUUUUUGGCUGCUGUUUUUCAGAGGCUCUGGGCCUCUUGCUUAUUUCCCACUUCCCCUGGGUUCCCAGAUGUUCCAGAAGGUUGGCAUCACUGGAAGUCUGACCACAAACAAAUUGGCUGUUACUGUAAAUGCAAACCCACUACCAUUGGCAGUUCAACUCUAACCAGUAAAAUCUAGAGGAUUCCAUUGUUUCAGCAGUUGUCCUGGUUAUUUGCCUACUUCAUUGUAUGAUGGGUGCUUGACAUUGUGACCUGUGGAGAUGAAAUAGGGUUGGAUGGAUUGAUAGUGACUAAAAUGAAUUAGUGCAAUCAUCACUUGACAUAUGUAUAUAUAGAUAUUUAUUUAAAAUUAGAACUCUAGCACCAUGUGGUCACACAGCCCACACCUUAUGUCCAAGGGGAAAAACAUCAGCUUUCUGACAUAAUUAUUUCAAACUGUGGGCCACAGAUUCCUGAUGGGAUUGGGGGUUUACUGCAAGGGGCCUGGGAAUCCUGCAACCCACAGGGUUUAGGGAUUAUAGACUGUGUAAGAGGUCCUUAUGUUUGAAAACUUGUAAACUAGGUUCUAGAGCAUUCAGAAGAUGCCACCUAGAUGCACUGGAAUUUUAUAUCCCCAAAGUAGCACAGGGAUUUUCUGCUGUCACCUUUACCUUUCUUUACCAUCCCCAAGAUGGCAGCUUUUAAAAAUUUUUAACCAAGAUAAAAUUCUCCAUUUUAACCAUACUAAAAUGAACAAUUCAUUGGUUUUCAGUAUAUUCACAAUGUUGUGUAACCAUCACCACUAAUUCUAGAACAUUUUCAUCACUCCUCCACCCCCAAAAAAACCCAUACCUAUUAGCAAACACUCCCAGUUCUCCCUUCCCUCUAUCCUGUGGCAACCACUCAUCUACUUUUAUUUCUGUGGUUUUACCUAUUCUGGACAUUUCAUAUAAACAGAAUCAUGCAAUAUGUGGUCUGACUUCUUUCACUUGCUGUAAUGUUUCCAGGGUUCAUCCAUGUUGUAGAAUG